AUGGAUAGUGGUGGUGUUGCUGAGGGCAAAUUGGACAGGGGUGGUGCUACUGAGUUUGAAGCAAAAGAUCUCCUGCUUGACAUGCUAAAACAAGUAAUGACAAUCGAGGACGAGGAAAGGUUACACCUAGAGAAAUUGCAAGAAAGGGUCUGUGAUGUCUUGAUUUGCAAAAGUAAGUACAAAGAGUUGCAACUUCACAUGAAGAAAGAGCAUGAUAUAACUUAUAAUUCAAUAACCACUUUUGAUCAUCAUAAAAUAGAACAAAUCAAGCGGUGA
Molecule: messenger RNA, 276 nt
Organism: Dovyalis caffra
Lineage: Eukaryota; Viridiplantae; Streptophyta; Magnoliopsida; Malpighiales; Salicaceae
Source: the annotation of a GenBank genome assembly